Messenger RNA from Staurois parvus, 1470 nucleotides. NCBI's taxonomy places the organism in Eukaryota, Metazoa, Chordata, Amphibia, Anura, Ranidae. The record is from the annotation of a GenBank genome assembly.
AUGUUCGAUCGGGAGCGGGGGUGGAACCUAUCCUUCGCCGGCUGCGGCUUUCUCGGGGUCUACCAUGUCGGGGUGUCCAGCUGCCUGCAGGAGAGAGCGCCAUACCUGAUCACUGAGGCCACCAAGAUCUAUGGGGCGUCCGCCGGGGCCCUGAAUGCUGCCGCCCUGGUGUGCGGGUGCUGUCUGGCUGAGUGCUGUUCAGACGUAAUGGAGGUGGCCAAGGAAGCCAGAAAGAGAAACCUGGGUCCACUGCAUCCUUCUUUUAAUCUGGUCAAGAUCCUAAAGAAUGGUUUAUACAGAAACUUUCCUGAAAACGCACAUGAGCUUGCAUCGGGCAAACUGUGUAUAUCCCUCACCCGGGUCUCCGAUGGAGAGAACGUCCUGGUGUCUGAGUUCAGCUCAAAGGAGGAGCUUAUUCAGGCUUUGAUAUGCAGUGCCUUUGUCCCAAUUUACUGUGGGAUUAUUCCUCCGACUUUUAGAGGCGUGCGUUAUGUGGAUGGUGGCAUUAGCAACAAUUUACCUGAAUAUGAACUGAAGAACACCAUCACAGUCUCGCCUUUCUCAGGGGAGUCCGAUAUCUGCCCCAGAGAUAACUCCACCAACUUCCAUGAGCUCAGAGUCACCAACACCAGCAUUCAGUUCAGCCUGGGGAACCUUUACCGGCUAACACGAGCACUUUUUCCACCGGAGCCCAAAGUUCUGGGAGAGAUGUGUCAGCAGGGAUACAAUGAUGCACUUAGAUUCCUUAAAGACAACAAUCUCCUAAAUGCGCCAUUGCCCACAGCAUAUCUGUCUUUAGGGGAGGAGAAGCCUAUUGCCUGCAGCAGUCCGGAAUGCAUUAUGUCCCCUAAUGUAAAGGAAGUACAAGAAAAGGAAGUAGAAAAGAAGCCUCUUGUGAAGCAGGAGAGCUGGCAUCUGGAUAGAAGAAUAAUGGAAAAACUACCACCUAGACUCUGCAAAGCAUUACAGGAAGCCUGUAAAGAGAAAGGAGGACUCUACAGCCAGAUCACUGGUCUCCUGCCCAUAAGAGUGGCCUCUUAUGUGGCUCUGCCAUGCACUCUGCCAGUGGAAUCUGCUUAUUCUCUAGCUCUGAGAUUAGUAGAUUGGUUCCCUGAUAUCCCAGAUGACGUCCGCUGGAUGCGCUCGGUAGCUGGUGCUGUGUAUCAUCAUGCAAGGAAAAGGUUGCUCCCACCAAGGCCGCCAGUUCGCAGCACCUUAAGAAAGUGCCUGAGCCUUCCAUCUCCACUCCUGCAUGCCUCCACCUAUCUGUCUCCCAAUAACUACUCUUCCAUGGACCUGGAAGGCUGGGUGUUUGACUUUUCCUCCCCUUUGAACUCAAAUGCUCUGAAUUCUGAUUUACACACAAGGAAACUUGCUCUCCCCUCUUUUGACCCUGAUGACUCUGGAAUGGAAUUAUCCAUCUCAGGAGAUGACAUGGACUCCUAUUCCUCUUCAGAAGUGAAUUUCUAG